Messenger RNA from Marmota flaviventris (yellow-bellied marmot), 2229 nucleotides. RefSeq names its product ubiquitin specific peptidase 14 (gene Usp14). Gene Ontology annotation, molecular function: protein binding; cysteine-type deubiquitinase activity; proteasome binding. The record is from RefSeq and is a predicted model, not a curated record. Gene Ontology annotation, biological process: protein deubiquitination; regulation of proteasomal protein catabolic process; proteasome-mediated ubiquitin-dependent protein catabolic process. Lineage: Eukaryota; Metazoa; Chordata; Mammalia; Rodentia; Sciuridae.
UCGCCAGUGGCCGGUUUGAAUGAGACUCGUCGCACCCGAGCCGCCACCACCGUGCUUCCACCUCGGCCGCCUCCACAAGCUUCUUCUGGUCCCUUUCCCUGCGCGGUCUUUGCCAGGACCAGCCUUCCUACGCCGCCACCUCCCUGCGCACCCCCGCCAUGCCGCUGUACUCCGUUACUGUAAAAUGGGGAAAGGAGAAAUUUGAAGGUGUAGAAUUGAAUACUGAUGAACCUCCAAUGGUGUUCAAGGCUCAGCUUUUUGCACUGACUGGAGUCCAGCCAGCCAGACAGAAAGUUAUGGUGAAAGGAGGAACCUUGAAGGAUGAUGAUUGGGGAAACAUCAAAAUAAAAAAUGGAAUUACUCUACUAAUGAUGGGGUCAGCAGAUGCUCUUCCGGAGGAACCCUCAUCUAAAACUGUCUUCGUAGAAGACAUGACAGAAGAGCAGUUAGCAUCUGCUAUGGAAUUACCAUGUGGGUUGACAAAUCUUGGUAACACUUGUUACAUGAAUGCUACAGUUCAAUGUAUUCGAUCUGUGCCUGAACUCAAAGAUGCCCUUAAAAGGUAUGCAGGUGCCUUGAGAGCUUCAGGGGAAAUGGCUUCAGCACAGUAUAUUACUGCAGCCCUUAGAGAUUUGUUUGAUUCCAUGGAUAAAACUUCUUCUAGUAUUCCACCUAUUAUUCUACUGCAGUUUUUGCACAUGGCUUUCCCACAGUUUGCGGAGAAGGGUGAACAAGGACAAUAUCUUCAACAGGAUGCUAAUGAAUGUUGGAUACAAAUGAUGCGAGUAUUACAACAAAAAUUGGAAGCCAUAGAUGAUGAUUCUGUUAAAGAGUCAGAUUCUUCAUCUGCAUCAGCAGUGACACCUUCUAAAAAGAAAAGUUUAAUUGAUCAGUUCUUCGGUGUUGAAUUUGAAACAACCAUGAAAUGUACAGAAUCUGACGAAGAAGAAGUUACCAAAGGAAAGGAAAAUCAACUUCAGCUUAGCUGUUUUAUCAAUCAGGAAGUCAAGUAUCUUUUUACAGGACUUAAAUUGCGACUUCAGGAAGAAAUCACCAAACAGUCUCCGACAUUGCAAAGAAAUGCUUUAUAUAUCAAAUCUUCCAAGAUCAGCCGGCUACCUGCUUACUUAACUAUUCAGAUGGUUCGAUUUUUUUAUAAAGAGAAGGAAUCUGUGAAUGCCAAAGUUCUUAAGGAUGUUAAAUUUCCUCUUAUGUUGGAUGUAUAUGAACUGUGUACACCAGAACUUCAAGAGAAAAUGAUCUCUUUUCGAUCAAAAUUCAAGGAUCUAGAAGAUAAAAAAGUGAAUCAACAGCCAAAUACAGGUGACAAGAAGAGUAGUCCUCAUAAAGAAGUUAAGUAUGAACCCUUUUCAUUUGCAGAUGAUAUUGGCUCCAAUAAUUGUGGAUACUAUGACUUACAAGCAGUGCUAACGCACCAGGGAAGGUCUAGUUCUUCAGGUCAUUAUGUGUCAUGGGUGAAAAGGAAACAAGAUGAAUGGAUUAAAUUUGAUGAUGAUAAAGUCAGCAUUGUAACACCAGAAGAUAUCUUGCGGCUUUCUGGUGGUGGAGACUGGCAUAUUGCUUAUGUUUUACUCUACGGGCCUCGCAGAGUUGAAAUAAUGGAAGAGGAAAGUGAACAGUAAUCUUCAGUUUAGCUAUUUAUGCCUAGGUGUGAAAUAAAUGUUUUUUGUUGAUCAUUUCUAUAAUCCAGAGCUUUAGAGGAAGACAUUUAGGUGGUUUUAUCUGUUCCCCCUUCAUGUGGAACGAGAGAGGGCAGAAACAGACCACUUGUGCAUCAACCUAAAAUUACAGAAAAGAAAAUUACCCUUGGAUUGUGCUGCCCUGUGUAAAGGUGGCUGGAAGACAUUCUUUAAAAGUUAUUUCUUGCAUUAAUUAAAAAAAAAUUCUUAGUUGAAAUGCCUUUCACCCAUUACCUCCUGCAGUUUUUCUUCUUGCUCUCUCAGCCCAAGAUUGAACAAUUUAUUGCACACCCGUUACCAAUUCUUUGUUGUUCUUGCAUGGUUCAUAUCGCCUUUCAGUAGCUGCCCAUCCUUUGCCUUAUCUAACAAACAUUUUUCCAGGAAGGUGGAAAAGGAAGUGUUGCUCUCAUUGUGUAACUCAGUGCUGCUGUCCACAUCCCAUGAAAACAUGGGUGCAAUCAAGUAUUUGUCCAGCCUGACUGUUGCUGGCUUUUCAUAACUUUAAAAUAAAUUGUGAUCAAUAAUAGUA